GAUAUAAAGAAAAGAGAUCAGUAAAUAAUGGAAUGGCGUCUUUUUAUUUGUGCAUCGUCUAUUGUUGCAGUUGGUUUUGUUGAAAUUGGACUUUGCAAUGGAAACGUUAUCCUGGCGCAUAUCAGCCAAUCAGAAGGUGACUGGCAAUCCGCUAUGCAGUUUUGUGGAUCGCCAUUUGGAUCAAGGAAUUCACUGAACACGUCUUCCGACAUCAGCGUAAACGUGUCGUCGUUCGGCGAAGUUAACCAGUCAUCAUGGAUUGCAGCCUAUGCCUUCUAUACCCCGUGGAUUAAAAUGCUAGGAUGUGUCAAUAUCACUGGUGAAACACUUUCGGGCCUCAUCGAAAGGCAGGUCACUUUGGAGCAAGUUAAUAUCUUCAAUUGUUUUCAGUUUUGUGAUGGACUGAAAUACUUUUCACUUAGUCAAACUGAAUGCUACUGCUUUAAUCUCUCGGUUUCAUCCGUAAGCGCCGAAAAAUGUUAUCCUCAGAGAUGCUUAGGAAAUAAUGAAGAUUUUUGUGGAGAAAAUUUAACAAGCAGUACGGUAUCCAUAAUGAAUUAUCAAAUAGUCACUUCAGAGUUUGUGGGUGAAGAGGAAUGUCUAGCUUCCAUGUUUACGGGAAUCUUCACCGAAAACAACACAAGCUACUAUGGUUUUCGAGCACCCGUUGUUUUACCUUGCAGUAAUCCAAACUUGGGGUAUACUUAUCGAACACAUCUGGCAUUUCCAGCUUCUCAUAGUUUUCGCUUGAAUACAGUACCUGUUGAUUCGUGGCAGGAAGCUGUAGAAAAUAGCUAUGGAAAUCAGUCUGAUGGAAAUCAGUCUGGACUGCUUGAAUUUGUUAUUUUUCGAGUUCCACUGACGGACCUUGAUCAACCUUUAGAAGGAGAUCGUUACUGGGUUGGAUUUCUUCGCAGACACAAGAUUGAAUUUUCGUCAGAAAUUCCACCAGGAAGUGACGUACACUGUGUGGCCGGAAGGAUAAGCAACAAAGGACAACUGGUUCUGUCAUAUCGCAACUGCAGUGAGAGUUUACCGGUUAUCUGUGAAGAACAAAGAACUGAGAUUACUUCUCUGUCGUCAUCCAUAUCAUCUACUCCCUCUCAAACAGCAGAAUCAACCUUGACGAAAACAACGACACGAAAUUUAAUAGGCAAUGAUGUUGGAACGUCAAGUGACAAGGAAUUGAUCAUCACCACAAGUACACUGGCCACGCUACUGGGUUUAGGGAGUAUUGUUGCAAUUGUUUUCUUCAUAAGGUCAACUCGAAAGCAAAAAUUACAACAUGAUUAUUCACAUUAUGAACAGCAACCAUCAACAAUCAACGAUAAACCAGUCUAUUCUGUAUUAUUUAACAAAAACGUGGAGGCAUCCAUAUAUUCAGAGGUGCUAGCGAGUGACAUUACACCAAAUUUAACUGAAAUACCUUCCACGGAUACCCAACAAAGGAUAUCGGGCUAUUUUGAAAUGCGUCCAAAGGCCUGGUUGAAAUCCCCUAAAAGGGACCAAGAGAAGAGGCUGAAUAGGAUGUCUGUUGAAAUGUUAUCAACGACGACUGAACGCCAGAGUUAUGUUGAUAUGUCACUAGAGAAUCCAACUCCCGAUCCAUAAUAGCCCAGCUUCAAUGAAUCUGGAUGCAUGACAUAUAUGUAUGGGCCUAAUGCUCAGUUACUUUGACGUCAUUUUCAUGUUUAAGUAAUAAUGUGUUUAAGUAUCAGCGUGAGUUUCCACUUUGCUUUUAAUCUAUAAAAUUCAAUGCUAAAAAUUUAUAUUUGGUAUAAAAUUUGUUUCAAAUAGUUUUUCCAUUUCAAAUGAUAAAUCACAUCUUUCCACCUGAGCAUGUAUUGAUAUUCUUAGUAUUUACUUCUUUCAAAUGCGCUUGUCCCCAUAGACCCUUAUUCUCUACAAUAAUUUAUUACUGCUUUGUUAAUAAUAUUCAUGAACAUUUCUCUCAGUAAAUCUUUUCCUACUCUAAAAUGCUUUGAAUUAAUUUAAGAGGAUUUAAUUAAUACCUGAUGUUCAAGGUUAAAAAAAAUUAGGACUUAAUAUGGAUUGGAUACCCUAUAGGUCAAUUUAUCAGAGAGAAACAGUGAAAGUUGUAUCAAAACUUCAUAAAGUAAC
Messenger RNA from Magallana angulata, 2121 nucleotides. RefSeq lists its product as uncharacterized. The record is from RefSeq and is a predicted model, not a curated record. The coding region runs from base 28 to 1611 and encodes 527 amino acids. The transcript has 9 exons. Lineage: Eukaryota; Metazoa; Mollusca; Bivalvia; Ostreida; Ostreidae.